GCAAACAAAAAUACAAUGUUCUCCUUCUUCUCUUCACCUCUUCAACAAUUCUUCUUGAUUGUAGCCAUUUUAGCUUCAUUACUUACUACAAUCAGUACUGCAAAUAUCGGCUAUGUUGAAACCAAUCGUAGUUGGAGGCAAGAACAGGUUGAUGAAGUGAGGAUGGAGAUGGUUGAGAGGAUUGGAAAUCAUUUUGAAGAAGGAGGGAGACCUUUCUACGUGAAUGGUUUUAAUACCUACUGGCUUAUGGCUCUUGCAGCUGAUCCUUCGACGAGGGGGAAGGUGACAGAGACAUUUGCAGAUGCGUCGUCGGCUGGUCUCACAGUUGGCCGGACUUGGGCCUUCAGUGAUGGCGGCCAGGGGGCGCUGCAGAAAUCUCCUUCUGUUUAUGAUGAAAAUGUCUUCAAGGCACUUGAUUUUGUGGUUAGUGAGGCAAAGAGGCAUAAUAUUAGGUUAAUACUGUCAUUAACAAAUAAUUGGAAAGAUUAUGGUGGAAAGGCUCAGUAUGUGAAGUGGGGAAUAGCUGCAGGCUUGAAGCUUAGUUCUGAUGAUGAUUUCUUUAGUGAUCCCACUGUGAAAGGCUACUACAAAGCUCAUAUCAAGACGGUUCUCAAUAGAGUAAAUACCUUCACAAACAUCCCAUACAAAGAAGACCCAACAAUCUUUGCAUGGGAAUUAAUGAAUGAACCUCGUUGCCAAGCUGAUCCAUCAGGCAACAAGCUACAGUCAUGGAUAGAAGAAAUGGCACUCUAUGUAAAAUCGAUUGACCCGAAGCACCUACUUGAGAUUGGGCUCGAGGGCUUCUAUGGACCCUCGACGCCUAAUCUUCUUCAGUUCAAUCCCAACACCGUCGCCAGUCAAGUCGGCACCGACUUCGUCAGGAACCAUCGAGCUCCAGGCAUUGACUUUGCCACAGCCCACAUCUAUCCAGACACAUGGGUAUCGAGUUCGAUCCCGAGCAAUCACCUUCCAUUCACAAACUCCUGGAUGCAGAGCCACAUUGAUGAUGCAGGGAAUGUGCUCGGAAAGCCGGUAUUGUUCGCCGAGUUCGGCGAAUCGACAAAAGACAGUAACUUCAGUGUUGGUUUCAGAGAUCAGUUCAUUAGUACAGUUUAUACCAACAUUCUGAACUCCAUAAGGAGAGGAGGGAGUGCUGCAGGUGGCCUUCUAUGGCAGCUCUUCCCUGAAGGGACUGAUUACAUGGAUGAUGGUUAUGCAGUUGUGCUUGCAAGAUCAAAAUCUACAUCAAGUAUUAUUUCUCUGCAGUCAAGGAGAUUGCAGAUGUUCAACUCCAGAUGUUCAUGGAGGCGCAAAUUGAUUUGCAGAAGGAAUUAGAGCACUGAGGAUGUUAAUAUAUAUUUGGAUGGAUAGCUAUUGAGUAUGUACUGAAUCCAUAUAUAUGUAAAUGUAUGAUUGAAAAUGUUAUGUGAAUGUUAGAUUAUGUGGAAUACACAUAUGUUUUCUAUGUUGUGCUUGUAUAGGGAUUUUGUUCUAAUAAAACUUAUAUAUUGAAGU
Messenger RNA from Dendrobium catenatum, 1515 nucleotides. RefSeq names its product mannan endo-1,4-beta-mannosidase 6. Gene Ontology annotation, molecular function: hydrolase activity, hydrolyzing O-glycosyl compounds. Lineage: Eukaryota; Viridiplantae; Streptophyta; Magnoliopsida; Asparagales; Orchidaceae. The record is from RefSeq and is a predicted model, not a curated record. The transcript has 6 exons. Bases 16 to 1335 code for a protein of 439 amino acids.